AUGCAGCGGCUGAUCAAACUGGCACCCGACUCGAAUCCGUUCUUGCGCGUUAUCUUCCGUCCUCCAACAUUUAAGCCCGAAUUUUGGGUGAACAAGAAUGUCUGGGUAGAGAUUUAUUACACUGAAAAUGUACCGCUGAAUUGGGGACGUUUCGAUACAAUCAUUGCAACUGGCGCUGGCACAUCGCGUGUCGGUGGCUUGCCACACAAUAAGCAGUGUCAGCUGUGCAAUUUAUAUCCACAGAAGAGUAAUUCCUCAGCAAGGAUUGCCUCGUCGAGGCUCAAUUCGACAUUUGAAUUGCUUCUGCAUUUGGAGCGCAAGAGACUUGGCAGCAGUAAUAUCAAUGAGUCAGCGGAUCUGAUUGAGACCAUCUGUAAUGUGAUCGAUUCAAUCGUUGGACAGAACGCGCAUAUGGCUGAGAAUGGAAAAAAUAAGUCGGUCAGUGAGAUGCAAUGCAAAAAUAUCAGAGACGUGAGAAAAAAGGCAGAACUGAAAACACCGGAAGAAAUCAUGCGGCGCCUCGACGAAGCGGAGUUGUGCGAGGAGAUGCAGGAUUGCAGGAGCUGCUUGAAGAGGCUGAUUAGUGACAUGAAUAAAGGCAUGACACAAGUCGAGCGUCUUUUGAACGAGGCGAGGCAGUGCUCAAUGCGCUCCACAUUUUUUUCCCAGCUAUGUUCCGUUCGAUGA
Molecule: messenger RNA, 687 nt
Organism: Gongylonema pulchrum
Lineage: Eukaryota; Metazoa; Nematoda; Chromadorea; Rhabditida; Gongylonematidae
Source: the annotation of a GenBank genome assembly